AUGGCGAGAGAUCACAAGAAACGCACAGCUCUUUCACAUGCCAUCAUAAAUGGACAGGAACAUUGUGCAGCUAUGCUUCUCUCGAAAGGCGCUGAUUUCCUUAAGGGAGAUUCCUCCAACAACACCCCGGCGCACUACGCCGCUGCGUAUGGCUGGCUGGAUUGUUUGAAGCUUUUAGCCAAUAUUGACCCAAGCUGCUUAAAACAAGAAAAUGACUGGAAACUUACGCCACUUUCCAUCGCCUAUCUGAAAGGUCAUUAUGGGAUUGUGCGAUGGCUUCUGGAAGAGGAAGCAGAGUACGUGGAUAUCAAUGGAAAAGACAUGGAAGGUGUAACGCUACUAUCGUCUCUACUACGUUAUGCGGAUCAGAGUGCUCAGAGUGAACUUCUCGAGCAAAUGCAGUACCUGCUCUCAAGGUUAAUGAGAAGUUGGAUCGAGUUUAAGUAUAGAAGCAUUUUCCCAUUUAAAUGA
Molecule: messenger RNA, 471 nt
Organism: Strongylus vulgaris
Lineage: Eukaryota; Metazoa; Nematoda; Chromadorea; Rhabditida; Strongylidae
Source: the annotation of a GenBank genome assembly